AUGGCAUCCACAAUGGCCACAGGGCCUUCUUCACUAGCCCAUCAGUUGCCCGCUCACCCUGGCUAUGCUCGCACUUCCACUGCCCCCACCACUUCCACACUUCCAUCACGUCCCCGACCCGCAUCCACCAUUGCUUCAAAACAGCCCACCACCAGCGCUGCACCCCCCGCCACAGCUGCUACUGCUACUGCUACCACUACCACAUCUUCCAAGUCAUCAUCAAAGAAACCUACCCUGCCACCUCCUCCCAAAGUCAUCAUUGACUCCGAAGGUCGUGCUUUCAAGCGAGGCGAUCUUCUUGGUCAGGGCGGCUUCGCUCGCGUCUACAUGGCUGUCGACCCAGAAGGUCGUCGCAAAGCCUUCAAAGUCAUCGCCAAGUCCGCCAUCGCCAAAUCACGCAAGAACCGCCAAAAAAUCCUUGCCGAGAUCAUGAUCCACAAAUCCGUCGACCACAUCCACGUCGUCAAGUUCGAAGACUGCUUCGAAGACGAUUCAAACGUCUACUUUCGUCUCGAGCUCUGCCGUAACGGCUCGCUCAACGACGUUGUCAAGAGACGCGGCCCCUACACCGAACCCGAAGCACGCUACCUCAUGGUCCAGAUUCUCGCUGGCACUCAAAACUUGCAUCAGAACAGCAUCAUCCAUCGCGAUCUCAAGCUUGGCAAUAUCUUUUUGGAUGAAAAGAUGCACGUCAAAAUUGGCGACUUUGGUCUCGCCGCUCUGCUCAAGCAUCCCGAAGAGAGGAAAAAGACGGUCUGCGGUACACCGAAUUACAUUGCACCCGAGAUCUUGUAUGACCAGGGUCAAGGCCAUAGCUUCGAGGUGGAUAUCUGGAGCGUUGGCGUCAUCAUGUAUACGCUUCUCGUGGGAAGGCCUCCAUUCCAGACGCCCAAAGUCGACGAGAUCUACGAGCGAAUCCGUCAAAAUGCAUACGAGAUUCCACCUCAAGCUGGCUUAAGCACCGAGGCGGUCGAUCUCAUCACGAGAAUCUUGACACAUAACCCUGCUCAGCGACCUACGCUGGUGCAGAUCAUGAACCAUGCCUGGUUCCAGUGUGGUCCUGUCCCUCUGACCAUUCCGUCUACCGCGAUCGAGGGUACACCUUUCUUGCCACCCAUUACCGCCAGAGAGAGCGCGCGCAACUUGGAGAUGCUCAAGAAGCAAGCUCGCUGGAACGAUCGUGCAGACGAUCUGCUCGACGACAUCCUCGCCGCCAACACCGAUGGCUCAUCCCCCGAAACUUACUCGGAUGCUCGCGACGAGCCAGUCGAAGUUGUCAUCGAUCCAAGGACUGAGCUUGAACAAGCGGAACAAGUCGAGGAGAGACGUGAACAACUGGAUCGCGAAUUCCAUCACGCCAUUCAACCCGAAUCGCCCAUCUCAGCGCUGCUCAAGGCAGGUCGCCAACCGCUCAUCAAGGCACCUGCUCCACCGCCGCAGAGCUUCGCCAGGUCCACAGCCAAUAGUCUGGCCAAACAGCUUUCCAGCUUGACGCUUUCCCGACACGUGGGUGAUAAGGAGAAUGCCAACCCGAUGGCGCCUCCUCCGCCCGCUCCUGCUGCUAGGCCAGAGUUCGGCAGGAUGUAUUCGCGUAACACCAACGUUGCACCUGCUGCUGCUCAGCCGCAAGACGAGAGGGCGCUGCAACACAAGACGCGUCUCGUUGCAAGCACGGCAAGUGGAGCCGGUGGGGGCGCUCCAAGUGCGCUCAGCCGUCCAGUGUCCCUGGCGUCUUCGAUCAACGAACAAUAUAACUCGCUAGCGCGCUCGUCCUCGCGUGCCACGCUGGCAUCGGUCGGCAGCUCCACGGCGCUCGCUUCUGGCGCCAAGAAGACGAAAACGUCGAUUGAAGUCAUCAUCUCGCACCUCGACUCGGCACUCAUCUGUCUGGAAUCCAACAGUCGCUACACGCCGCCUUCGAGCUCAGCCAUGGAUGCAGUUCGAUUCGUUGAAACGUCAUGCGAGCUCAACGGCACUUGUCUCACACCCGAGUCGCCUCGCACAUUCCUGAUUUCUUGGCUCGAUCACUCGGAACGGUACGGUCUUGGCUAUGCGCUCUCGGAUGGCACGGUAGGCGUGUAUUUCCGAGAUGCGACCUCUAUGGUGCUUUCAGCGAGCAAAAAGCAUGUGGAUUACAUCUCGACGAUUCGGGCCUCCAAAGUGGCUACGCCGGGAGCGGUGAAAACGGAUCAAUUGAAGCGGGAGAACUUUGUCAUGGCUUGUGCUCCCGCCACUAGCAGCACAGCUUGUCCCGCCAUAGCCGACGAUGGGUCAGUUCCACGAGAGCUUCACUCGCGUGUCCGAGUGAUGAAGUAUUUCGAGAAAGAAAUCAUGGAUCGACUGUACGGUGCCGACUCUCCGCUCACCUUCACUGACGCCGAACGAACGUCUGGCAUGACGUUUGUCCAUAAAUGGUACAAGACAAAGGACGCAAUUGUGUUCCGACUGAGCAACGGUACGGUUCAACUCAACUUCUACGACCAUACCAAAGUGUUGCUCACGCACGGAGCAAUGGUGAUCAGCGUGAUCGAGCCACUGGACAAGACGGGCGGGGUCCCCAGAAUGACGAGUUGGACGUUGGCUGAGUUUGUGAGUAUCGCAAGGAGCGAUCGCAGUGCCAGGGAGGCGCAAGGCGCUGUCGAGGACGAUCGAGGCGAGCCGACGACGCUCAGGAAGACCAGACCCGCCGAGAGGAGGAAGGUGAGGGGUUUGGUAACCAAACUGAGGUAUGCCGUCGAGGUGCUUCAUACCACAGUGCAGAGCAAGAGAACCGGUUUAGUACGCAGCGACUCUGCCACCACUACCAACGCCGUCAAUUGA
Mycosarcoma maydis (corn smut) is the source of this 2820-nucleotide messenger RNA. Its product is annotated as polo kinase CDC5. NCBI's taxonomy places the organism in Eukaryota, Fungi, Basidiomycota, Ustilaginomycetes, Ustilaginales. The transcript has 2 exons. Gene Ontology annotation, molecular function: protein kinase activity; protein binding; ATP binding. The record is from RefSeq and is a predicted model, not a curated record. Gene Ontology annotation, cellular component: cytoplasm; nucleus; centrosome. The coding region runs from base 1 to 2820 and encodes 939 amino acids. Gene Ontology annotation, biological process: regulation of cytokinesis; mitotic cell cycle; regulation of protein localization to mitotic spindle pole body.